UAGUGGGGAGUUGUUUACGGGCGCGGUCGGUGGUGCCGGUGGUCAGCUGUGUGCGCGCGCCGCGGUCGAUAGGGCCCGGCGGGCGGGGCGCAUGCGCGGGCGUAUUGAGCCCGCAAACAGGCCGCCGACACCGCGCGCCACACACGCGAUGCAUGCGGGCACCUAGCGGACAAACGUGCGCGGGCCUGAUGGGCACCGUGCUGAGCUUCAGCCCGCGAGAGCGGCGACCGCCCGCCGCCGCCCCGCCGCCGGACCGCGCCGCACUCGCCUACUCCUACGAACGCCUCAACAACGCCAAGAACAGGGAGAACCGCGACCUCACCCGCGAAGAACGACGCGCCACCCUCGACGAUGCCGCCAAAAUCAUCUCCGAGAAAACGGCCCUCGAGAAGAACCUCAAAAAGCACUCGCUGUUCAUCAAUGCGCUGUCGUGGAAGAGGUUCUCGACGGCCAACAACAACAAGAAGAAGCUCGAAUGUAAGAGCAAAAGCGUGACGACGUUCAGAGCGCCGCUCACGGAUAAUGUACCGCUCGAUAGAAACAAAAAUGUUAGCGUGGGGGGAGCGAUAUACGCUCGGGCCCCGGUCGCGCCGCUGCCCCCUGCUACGGAGGUGGCGCGGACUAACGCGCUUAACAAUAAUGUGUGUUACACGGAGAAGUUGCCGACAACGGCGGUUGGGACUGCCCCGAUAGUAGCGCCCAGGAAGACAGUGAUCCAGGCGUCCACGUCAGAACUCCUGAAAUGUUUGGGCAUGUUCUUGCACUCCCGCUGCCACCGCUUGCGCGACUUUCAAGCUGGCGACGCGGUCAUGUGGCUGCGGACGGUGGACAGGUCGCUGCUACUACAGGGAUGGCAGGACGUUGCGUUCAUCAAUCCAGCCAACGUGGUCUUCGUAUACAUGCUGGUCAGAGAGCUGGUGGACGGGGAGAGGAUAGCGCGACCGCAGGAGCUCCAAGCGGUCGUCCUCACAUGCCUCUACCUCUCGUACUCCUACAUGGGCAACGAGAUCUCGUACCCACUCAAACCUUUCUUAGUCGAAGACUCAAAAGACAAAUUCUGGGAUCGUUGCCUUUUAAUCGUCGAUAGACUGUCCUUUAACAUGUUAAGAAUUAAUUCCGAGCCUGGUUUCUUUACUGAGGUGUUCACGGAGCUGAAGGCGUGUGGGGCGAUCGAGAGCCCUCCACCGGCGCCGCCGCACCCCGCGCCGGCCCCCCCUCACGCCCUCAGUGCCGCCUGACAUACAGAGGUCGCCGUGCUGAGGCUAGCGUUGACAGACCGCCCCAGCCGCGUUUGAUGUCGGCUUCUAACUGCCGAAAGUCUUGGUCGGUCGUCUAUUGGUUAUGAAUGGUCUUAUAAUCGCGUUACGAAUAUUUAGUUCAAAUAGUUAUUCCGUUUGAUGGUUGUUUCACCUUCCUUUCAAAUUUAUUUUCAUGACAAAUGAGAAAGUUGUAUUAAAAUUAAUAGGAAUCAUAUAUACUUUGCAUAUACCUAUACUAUUCCUAUGCAGAUUGAUGUUUUUAUGAUCAUUGGCGUUUUUCGUAUUAUACUCAGCUAAUCUUUAAUUAAUUUGAACUUAAUCACCUUGUCUGAAUCGAAAGGCCUACCUACUCGUAGUUUUAUGAAGAUUUGGGAAAGGUGCGAAAGAACUAAUAUAACAAAUAACAAAAGCGCAUCUCUCUUUUUUGUUUUAAUGACAAUAAAGAUAGAUGUUAUUGUUUUUUAGUUGCAAUUGUGCAAAGUUCUUCCACAAUCAACAAUGAACUAAAAUUAUAAUUGCGCAUACACGUAUUAUGUACAUAAAUUGAAAUUUACUUUAGAUUAAAACUCAUAUUUCAUCUGAUAUCAUUAUUACAAUGUUUAAUUUAAAUUUAUUAUAAAGACCUUUACACCGAAAGAUGUACAUACCAACGGCAGAACAAGACUUUCGAUGCAGAAUUGUAUUUUAAACACAAUAAGUACCCGCGGAAAGAUUUCAAUGUCUGGCGUUGGUUAAAUUCAAGUCAAGUUAAAUGUGAUAAAAUUAAUGCAAGAGCUAAAAUUAUAGCGAAUUUAUAUAAGCGAGAUUGUUGCCGAGAUGAGAGUCGACGACGUGUUUGAGAGAAGUGAUCUUAAAACAUCCGAAUACAAGUGCAUUAGUAUCGAUCUUCAAGUAGUCAGGACAUUUCAAUAUAACUAUAAUGUAGAUAAUGUCUGACAAUCUAUAGUAUAACUGCUGACGUGGUUGCAGUCUUUAGUCCAAUAGAUCAGCGGUUAGCUAGUGUGUAAGAGUUUCGUAAAUGUAGUAGAAAAUCGUAUUGCAAUGUAGUUAGAUGAUAUUAGAGAGUGGCAGGCGGGGGGUUGCAAUAUUGGCUCCGGCGAACACCGGUUAAGUCCUUCAGGUAAAAGUACGUAAUACGACCGGCUCAAAGCACGCGGUAGCCUCUUUGUAAUAGAGUGCAAAUCCAAUACUUUUUAAGGACAAGUUGGUUGGAAAUUUUCUUUAGGAAAUCGUGAAAAUGUACCUAAAAACCAUAUUAUUAUUAUCAACUGUAACAUGGCAUGUUUACAAAAUUUUAAAUAGUCAAUGGGAAAUUUCUUUAAGAUUGCUAGUUUAGGAGAUAAAGUGUGAAUCCCUUAUUCAAGCUGGUGAACUUAACUUAAGGUUAAACUAAAAUAACAUAUACCCAUAAGAAAAUAAUAUGUGACCUCUGAGAAACGCAAGCUAAGACCUUUAAAAAGUAGGUAAAAUUUCAAUGAUAUAUAGGUAUUACAUCUUCAUUAUAGUAGUCUUCGGAAAGGCUUCUUCGUGACAAUCACGCAACACAUUAUUUUACAGCCAUGAACAUUUUAAUAGGUGUCGUAAGUAUUAAGCCGUGUAGAUCUACUAAAUACAACAAAGGCUUUAAAAAUAAAACAAACAGGUACUUGAAGAAGCAUGUUCAAUAAAUAAAAUUAUAUUCUAGUAUAUACUGCAACGUUUACUACUAGAUAUCAAUUCUUAAUUAAUAAUGUAUUGUGAUGCCAAAUAAAAGAAUUUUUUUCAUUUCCACAUAAUUCAACUGUAUUUCUAUAAUCAUAAGAGACUAGAUUUGCACUCUAAACGGAGGCCUAAAUAUAUAAAAUAGGUCAAAUUUUGCGACGUUUUGUACAGAUUACAAUAUAAUAAGUCCUAAGAAUAGUCUAGUCUAAUGAAUGGCAAGUAAAUCUUGUGGCACUCGGUAUGAAAUACUCGGUUAGAAUUAUUGGUGUAUGAAAUGUUAGCCUUUAUAAAAUAGGCGUUGAUAUAGCAAGGGUAUUAUGAUUCAAAGUCCAAUGCAUCUUUAAUACGAAUGUAUCACGAAAAAUGUAACAGUGACUUAUUUUUAUUUGUCCCAUGUUAUGCAUUUCUUGAAUAGGCAUUGUAAUAAAUAAGUGUUGGCACCGUAAUUAUUAAACCCACUUAUUAGUAUUCGA
Molecule: messenger RNA, 3433 nt
Organism: Zerene cesonia (dogface butterfly)
Lineage: Eukaryota; Metazoa; Arthropoda; Insecta; Lepidoptera; Pieridae
Gene: Cdk5alpha
Product: cyclin-dependent kinase 5 activator 1
Exons: 2
Coding region: 153-1238 (361 amino acids)
Biological process (GO): positive regulation of cyclin-dependent protein serine/threonine kinase activity; activation of protein kinase activity
Cellular component (GO): protein kinase 5 complex; cytoplasm
Molecular function (GO): protein kinase binding; cyclin-dependent protein serine/threonine kinase activator activity
Source: RefSeq, a predicted model, not a curated record